Cololabis saira (Pacific saury) is the source of this 3153-nucleotide messenger RNA. It is a transcript of the gene atp6v0a1b, whose product is annotated as ATPase H+ transporting V0 subunit a1b. Gene Ontology annotation, cellular component: vacuolar proton-transporting V-type ATPase, V0 domain; vacuolar proton-transporting V-type ATPase complex; plasma membrane. Gene Ontology annotation, molecular function: proton-transporting ATPase activity, rotational mechanism; ATPase binding. The transcript has 22 exons. The record is from RefSeq and is a predicted model, not a curated record. NCBI's taxonomy places the organism in Eukaryota, Metazoa, Chordata, Actinopteri, Beloniformes, Belonidae. Gene Ontology annotation, biological process: vacuolar acidification; proton transmembrane transport. The coding region runs from base 107 to 2710 and encodes 867 amino acids.
GUAACAGCAGCAGCUUGACGGGAGUCAGAUCUCCAUCAUCUUCCUCCGGAGGAAGGACGAACAUCAGCAGUGUUUCUAGCGUUAGCACGGCGGCGGCGGCGUCAUCAUGGGGGAACUGUUCCGCUCCGAGGAGAUGACUCUGGCCCAGCUGUUCCUCCAAUCAGAGGCCGCGUACUGCUGCGUCAGCGAGCUGGGAGAACUGGGAAUGGUCCAGUUCAGAGACUUAAAUCCGGACGUGAACGUUUUCCAGAGAAAGUUCGUGAACGAAGUUCGACGAUGUGAAGAAAUGGAUCGGAAACUGAGGUUCGUGGAGAAGGAGAUCAGGAAGGCUUCCCUCCCCCUCAUGGACACCGGAGAAAACCCGGAGGUUCCGUUUCCCCGAGACAUGAUCGACCUGGAGGCCUCCUUUGAGAAGCUGGAGAACGAGCUGAAGGAAAUCAACACCAACCAGGAAGCUCUGAAGAAAAACUUCCUGGAGCUGACGGAGCUGAAGCACAUCCUGCACCGCACGCAGCAGUUCUUUGAUGAGAUGGAGGAUCCAAACCUUCUGGAAGAAUCCUCAGCUCUGAUGGAAGGAAACGAAGGAGGACGAGGAGCCCCGCUACGCCUGGGGUUCGUUGCCGGGGUGAUCGGCCGCGAGAGGAUCCCCACCUUCGAGCGGAUGCUGUGGAGAGUUUGCCGCGGGAACGUCUUCCUGAGGAAGGCGGAGAUCGAGGACCCGCUGGAGGACCCGGCUACGGGGGACCAGGUCCACAAGUCCGUCUUCAUCAUCUUCUUCCAGGGAGACCAGCUGAAGAACCGGGUGAAGAAGAUCUGUGAGGGGUUCCGGGCCUCCCUCUAUCCGUGUCCGGAGACGCCUCAGGAGAGGAAGGAGAUGCUGGCGGGAGUCAACAGUCGUAUCGACGACCUGCAGAUGGUCCUGAACCAGACGGAGGAUCACCGCCAGCGGGUCCUCCAGGCCGCCUCCAAGACCAUGCGGGUCUGGUUCAUCAAGGUGAGGAAGAUGAAGGCCAUUUACCACACGCUGAACCUCUGCAACAUCGACGUCACGCAGAAGUGUCUGAUCGCAGAGGUCUGGUGCCCGGUGUCGGACCUGGACUCCAUCCAGUUCGCCCUGCGGAGAGGAACGGAGAGGAGCGGCUCCACCGUCCCCUCCAUCCUCAACAGGAUGCAGACCAAACAGACCCCGCCCACUUUCAACAAGACCAACAAGUUCACGUCGGGAUUCCAGAACAUCGUGGACGCCUACGGCAUCGGGAACUACCGGGAGAUCAACCCAGCUCCCUACACCAUCAUCACCUUCCCCUUCCUGUUUGCCGUCAUGUUCGGGGACAUGGGCCACGGGCUGCUCAUGACCUGCGCCGCGCUGUACCUGGUGCUGCGGGAGAGCCGGCUGGUAGCGCAGAAGAGCGACAACGAGAUGUUUAGCAUGGUGUUCGCCGGCCGCUACAUCAUCCUGCUAAUGGGCGUGUUCUCCGUCUACACCGGCCUGAUCUACAACGACUGUUUCUCCAAAUCCCUGAACAUGUUCGGCUCCGGCUGGAGCGUCCGGCCCAUGUACGGCCCGCGGGGCGCUAACUGGACGGCCGAGACGCUGGACGGGAACUCCGUCCUCCAGUUGGACCCGGCGGUCCCGGGCGUCUUCGGGGGACCGUACCCGCUGGGAAUCGACCCGAUCUGGAACUUGGCCACCAACAAGCUGACGUUCCUGAACUCCUUCAAGAUGAAGAUGUCGGUGAUUCUGGGCGUCGUCCACAUGCUGUUCGGCGUCUCGCUGAGUCUCUUCAACCACCUGUACUUCAAGAAGCCCCUGAACAUCUUCCUGGGCUUCAUCCCAGAGAUCGUGUUCAUGGCUAGCCUGUUCGGCUACCUAGCGCUGCUGGUCUUCUACAAGUGGACGGCGUACGACGCCUUUAGCUCCCGCGAGGCCCCGAGUCUGCUGAUCCACUUCAUCAACAUGUGUCUGUUCAACUACGGAGACCCGACCAACCGCAUGCUGUACCGGGGACAGAUGGGGAUCCAGGUUCUGCUGGUGCUGGUAGCGCUAGCAUGUGUCCCCUGUAUGCUAGUGGUGAAAACGCUGGUGCUCCGGCGGCAGCACCUGUGGAAGAAGCACCUGUCCCAGACGAGGGAAGAGCCAGCAGAGCUAGCGCAGACUUUAGCCCGAACUGCGUCCUCAUCAUCAGGAAUCGUCCAACAGGGCAGCCAGAAGUUCGGGGGCGUCCGGGUCGGGAACGGUCCCACGGAGGACGAGGCUGGAAUCAUGGACCACGACCAGCUCUCGCAGCACUCCGAGGACGGGGACGAGCACGCAGAGGAAGAGCCGUUUGACUUUGGGGACGUAGCGGUUCACCAGGCCAUCCACACCAUCGAGUACUGUCUGGGCUGCAUCUCCAACACGGCGUCGUACCUGCGGCUGUGGGCGCUGAGCCUGGCGCACGCACAACUGUCGGAGGUUCUGUGGGGGAUGGUCAUGCACCUCGGUUUGGCCUCCAGCAGCGGCGGCGGCUUCUUCGGCCUGUCAAUCAUCUUCGCCGCCUUCGCUACGCUAACGGUAGCGAUUCUGCUGGUGAUGGAGGGAUUGUCUGCGUUUCUGCACGCGCUGCGGCUGCACUGGGUGGAGUUCCAGAACAAGUUCUACUCGGGUCAAGGGUUCAAGUUCGUCCCGUUUUCCUUCGAGAGCAUCCUGGAGGGGAAGUUUGACGAGUAGCUGGGGGGCCCGUUGGCCCCCCCAGGACCCCCCCAGGACCCCAGGCCCCCCAGGGCCUUCCCUCCCUCUGUGAAGUGUCUAGUGUGCAUGAGUCCCCGUGGCCCCCCCAGGGCCCCCCUAGUGGUGACACGUGAUCAUUACCUGCUGGAGUUUUCAUGUUUCUCUAAACGUCACAUAUGGAGGAUUCUUUGUGCCAAAAUUAAAUUAAUACAUCAUUAAUUAAUGAAAUGUGUAAUUAAUUAAUUCAUUAAAUUUGUCAUUAAUUAAUUAAAAUUGUAAAAUGGGUUUGGCUAAAUACAAUCUUUGACUAAAACUAGACUAAAAUGGCCCUGGACAUUUUUUUGUGCCAAAUAAAUAAAUAAAUAAAUAAAUACAUAAUGAAUUAAUUAAUUAAUUAAAUGUGUCAUUAAUUAAUUACAAUGGGAAUUAAAUAUGACAUUCAU